AAAAAUACUGCACCAGAAAACAAAAUAUUUUAAGAAGAUCUCUGGUUGCAAAGUGGAGAAUGAGCUGGCAGUGGGGCAGAUGGCCGGGCUCCAGAGGAAACAGGGGAACAGCCAGUUGGGAGACCCUUGGGUGGUCCAGGGAGACAUGAUAGGGCGUGGACUAGGGGGUGGCAAUGGAGAUGAACAGAAGGGGGUGAAUUAGAUGUUUUGGGAGUAGGACCAAUGGGACCUGCCUAUGUAUUGGAUAUUGCGGGGAACAGGGAGAAGAUGAAAUAAAGAAUGGCUCCGGUGUUGGACUAGAGCACCUGAGGGGAUGGAGAGGGGCGCAGAGGGGUGCAGGCAGGUGCCAUGAUGGCCCUUGACACAGUGCUUGGCACACAAUACACCCCAUAAGUAUGACAGUUAAACGUCACAUCCCAUGUUUGUUUGUUUGUUUGUUUUUGUGAAAGAGACAAACUUUAUUGAGCCCUCAGCCCUAAUUCUUUUUCUCCUGCACAGUCUUGGUUCCCCGGAGACACCCAGUCCGGUGGGCAGCAGUGAGACCCACUUUCUGGCCAGCAGAGGCAUCUCUGAGGAUGGUAGAGGCUUUGCCGAUAUGGUGGUGGUUGCCACCUCCAAAGGGAUGCUCAGCAGGGUUCAUGGCCACACCCCGCACACAUGGCCAGCAAUUCCUCUUUGCCUUAUACUUGUGGUAGGCACGGCUGGCCUUCAGAAUGGGUUUGUCAACGCGGCCACCUCUAGCCACCACACCGACCACAGCUCUGUUGGUGGAGGAGAUGACCUUCUUGGAGCCCAAGGGCAGCUUCACUCUGGUCUUCUUUGUCUCAGGGUUGUGGGAGAUGACAGUCACAUAGUUCCCAGAGGCUCUGGCCAGCUUGCCCCAGUCACCAGGCUUCUCCUCCAGACAACACACGAUGGUGCCCCCAGGUACGGUACCCGCCGGGAGCACAUUGCCGAUGCUCAGCUGGGCCUGCUUGCCACAGUACAUGAACUGGCUGGUGUGGAUGCCCUCGGUGGUGAUGAACAUCUCUGUCUGCUUCUUAAAACGACUGAAGCGGUCCCAGCUGAAGGUGAGGUUCUGCACCAAUGAGUCGCAGAAGUCCCGGGGGGACCUGGUGGGGAUGCUUCGGCGUCUGGGCUUCGACAUCUCAGAGGGCGAGGUGACCGCCCCGGCCCCUGCCGCCUGCCUGAUCCUGAAGGAGCGAGGCCUGCGGCCACACCUGCUCAUCCACGACGGAGUCCGCUCGGAAUUUGAUCAGAUCGACACGUCCAACCCAAACUGUGUCGUAAUUGCAGAUGCAGGAGAAGGCUUUUCUUAUCAAAACAUGAAUAAAGCUUUCCAGGUGCUCAUGGAGCUGGAGAAUCCUGUGCUCUUCUCACUGGGAAAAGGACGCUACUACAAGGAGACCUCUGGCCUGAUGCUGGAUGUUGGUCCCUACACGAAGGCGCUUGAGUAUGCCUGUGGUAUCGAAGCUGAGGUGGUGGGGAAACCUUCCCCUGAGUUUUUCAAGUCUGCUCUGUGGGAGAUGAGGGUGGAAGCCCACCAGGCCAUCAUGAUCGGGGACGACAUCGUGGGUGACGUCAGCGGUGCCCAGCGGUGUGGGAUGAGAGCGCUGCAGGUGCGGACCGGGAAGUUCAGGCCCAGUGACGAGCACCACCCGGAAGUAAAGGCUGAUGGGUACGUGGACAACCUGGCGGAGGCUGUGGACCUGCUGCUGCAGCACGCGGACAAGUGACAGGCCUUCUGGGAGGGCCCCUAGCCUCCUGCCGCCCUCCCCUGUGCCCACACCAUCCGAGGCACUGCCCCCUGGCCUGGACGGGCAAACGAGAGGGUGCCAGCCAGGCAGUUCCGGGCUGCCCUGCCCCUGAGCCACCAGCCCCUCCUCUGUCUGUCUCCCUCUGCCGACCCCCCUUCCCUCCUCCUCUCCGGUCACAUCUCCCAGCCUCCUAGGUGAAGUUUGAUCCCCACCUGCUGGCCCAUCCCCGGCCUGUGCUUCCCUAGUAGAAGUCAAGAGGUGGGGCACAUCUGUCGAAUCCCCAAACCCAUUCUCUCUCCAGUCGGCCAGUCCCUUCAAUGCGCUACCGAAUUGGACUCGGGCGUUUGCCCACUGCCUCUUUUCAAACAGCACUUGAGUUUUGGGGAGGCGCCUGGAGAAAGCGGGGACUCCCAAGCAGAGUCCUUGCGGCCAGAGCCGAGCCAGCCUCCCCGGGACUGCCCAGCGGCCCCUGCCCUCACCUGGUGUCAGAGGGACCGCUCAGCACUCCCCACGAACCCCCCAAACAAUGCAGCCCGCCUUUCCUAUCCCAAGUCACCUCUGGAACCCAAAUGGAGCGGCUCCCAGGGGCACUUUAAAGACUGCCGUCCUUCAGAGCGAGAAUUGUGAGCUCUGGAAUCCAGGUGGCAGGUGGAGGAUACCUUCUGGAGCCUUAAGUCGAUAGACUUGAAUGUGUCACACCCAGGAAACUAACGGUUAAAUCAACUGUCUGCCCUGACCCGCGGCGACUCCGGCUCUGACUGCGCGGGGCGGGCGGCAGGGAGGAGGCACCGUCCCUGAUCCUGCCCUGGACUUGAGCCCCUGCAUGUCAGGGGGCCAGGGCCCUGAGACACCUCGCCUGCCUCAAACCCUUUGUUUAACAGAGGGGGAAACUGAGGCCCCACGGGGACCAGGUGCACAGGGCAAGCGUGGGCCUUCCCUCACGCAGCAGCCCGAGGUGGCGGGCAGUGAGCCGCGGGCUUCCCAGAUUCACUCACGGUCCAAGUUUCAGCAUCAAUCAGCAGAACAGAUAACUUGAAUGCUCUGUUUCUCCCCACAUCCAUCCAGAACCCACUGACAAAUCUUGGGAGACCCCUCAUGAAAGAAGUCGUGAGUCUUCCGUAACAGGAUUUCCAUUAAACGAAGGCAGGUGGUGAUAGAACGCUUCGCCCUGAACCUGAGUCCCCAGCACGGGAGCCCAGGGCCGGCGGGGGUCUGUGCGGUUCCCCAGGCCUUGCCCGCCAGGCCGGCCACCAUUAAAUCAGGAUUAGGAAGAAA
Messenger RNA from Delphinapterus leucas (beluga whale), 3032 nucleotides. The record is from RefSeq and is a predicted model, not a curated record. NCBI's taxonomy places the organism in Eukaryota, Metazoa, Chordata, Mammalia, Artiodactyla, Monodontidae.